UUUGGGGUGGACUUUCGCGCUCAGUGCAAGUGACUACCGCGUCCGAAUUGUACCCUCCUCUUGUUUAGACAGAGACAAAAUGUGGCAACCCGGAUGGGUGGUGAUCCUCCUAACCAUCGCCUACUGCCACUGUCAUCUUCGUUUCCCCUACGGAGACACCAACUUUAGCCUCAACGUCUACAAGGCCGCCUUUGAUCCGGAGCAUAAUGUUGUCGUCGCGCCGUUUGUGUUGCGCAACAGUGUUGCGAUGUUGUACUCGAUCGCGAGCGGAGCGACGCGUACGCGACUGCAGGAGGUGUUCCGAUUGCCAAUCAAUUUUACGGAGUAUCUAACGCAACAAAAGGAAUUGCACUAUAUGCUCGGAGGAAAUGGUGACGGAUUUCGAAUGAAAAAUCGGAUAAUUGUGAACGGGUUCCGAGAUGUGGACGAACAUUUAAGGGAUGUUAUGAAGGACGAGCUGGACACAACGAUAGUGUACCUCGAUUUCGGACAGCACGAUGGAGUGGUACGACGAGUUAAUCAUUUUGUAAACUUCAAUUCAAACCACGUAGUGACCGGGAUGAUAAAAUCGGAGGAUGUUCCCAAGCAUCUGCAAUUGAUUCAACUGUGCGCAGCGUCCUUCAAGCCACCCUUUGAGCAUGCAUUCGAUCCGAAGGAUACCGUUCCGAGGGACUUUCGGAGUAGGUUGAUCGAGAAGCUUUAUUCGACGAUGACCAUGUUCCGGAGAGGUGAUUUCAGAUUUUCCCGCAUCCCUGAGCUGGAGAUUGAAGUGUUAGAACUGCCGUUUGUAAAAAUAAGUGAUGCUGUCAUGUGGAUUAUGCUUCCUGACAGGGAAGCUACCCUGGAAACGAUCAUGAAAUCGCUAGAGCCGGGACAUUUCGAUGCCAUACAGGCUCAUUUUUCGAUGAAACGUGCGGAAAUAACCAUUCCUUUGUUCACCAUCGAAACCCAGUUCAAUGCAACCGAUUUUCUGAAGCAGACCAUGGGGUUAGAGGUGCUAUUUAAGCAGCAUGAUUUGAGGGUUUUCGAUGAUCACGACUCGUCGCUCGAUACGGUGGUGCACAGUGCCGGAAUUCGCUUCUACGAGAAAACCGCCAACGCCGGGGGAGCUUCGGUGGCGCGAAGCUUCAGCAAACGAAACGCCGCAUAUCAAUACGUGGUGGCACGAUCGUAUUUGUUUGUGAUAGUGAAGAAAACAAAUAAACAAAUCUUGUUUAUGGGUCAUUUACACAAGCCAGAUAAUUUAGUGGAAGUUUGAAUAAAAUCAGUGAAUGUGAUAA
Molecule: messenger RNA, 1280 nt
Organism: Toxorhynchites rutilus septentrionalis
Lineage: Eukaryota; Metazoa; Arthropoda; Insecta; Diptera; Culicidae
Product: plasminogen activator inhibitor 1-like
Exons: 2
Coding region: 80-1258 (392 amino acids)
Molecular function (GO): serine-type endopeptidase inhibitor activity
Source: RefSeq, a predicted model, not a curated record